Molecule: messenger RNA, 3469 nt
Organism: Daldinia loculata
Lineage: Eukaryota; Fungi; Ascomycota; Sordariomycetes; Xylariales; Hypoxylaceae
Exons: 2
Coding region: 234-2813 (859 amino acids)
Biological process (GO): osmosensory signaling via phosphorelay pathway
Cellular component (GO): Mcs4 RR-MAPKKK complex
Molecular function (GO): phosphorelay response regulator activity; protein kinase activator activity
Source: RefSeq, a predicted model, not a curated record
CUAUCAUUAUAUCGCCUUAUCCACCCGGCAUGUAAACAAGCACAAACCUACGGGGCUUCUCUUCAACAAGCUUCUUGUCCCGUCUCCUAUCUCUACUUUUUUGGUUUAUGCUUAUAUACUUUCACAUUAAUUAAGUCCAGUGGACUCGACCCGGAAUAUUUUAAAAAGAAAGACAGAAAGAAAGAAAGGAGUUCAAUUUCCUUCCCUUAUGAAUUUAUUCAACAGCAGGUCAGAUGGGUGAUCUCAAAGCCCGCAUCAAGGCCAAGCUCCUGCGAAGACACAGCGCAGCUCCUACGUUGGGUUCGAGCAAGCCGAGUCUUGGCCAGGAUAGGGCUUCCAGCAGCACACGUACGCGAACUUCUACUACGGGCUACGCGGCUUCGUUGAGUACGGCUGCUACCAACGAUGAUAGACCGAGUGAUAGUUCUAUUCGUUCCGAUGAUAGUCCACCGAAGAAGAUUGGAAAUGGGUUUGGUGUUGAUGUUGGUGUUUUAGUCCCAAUGACAGUUCCGGUUCGAAUUCCGAGUCAAGCCCAAACCCAAGACCGAAACCAAGACCGAGACCGAGAUCAAAAUCGGGAUAAAGCUGAGACGGUUCCACCAGAGCUAGAGAAGCAACUAAACCUAGCCGGCAACUCUAAUGUGAAUAACACUAACACUCAUAAUACUCAUAAUACUCAUAAAGCUUUCAAAACUGUGGCUGUGGCUACAAAUUUGGACGGGGAUGUGGAUGUGGAUGCAAAUGCAAAUGGGGAUUUGAGUGUUAAUGUUAACAAUGUUAACAACUUGACCCCAUCUUCUUCUACCACCUCUAAGACUGGCAAGGAUCUGCAAAUUUCUACAAUCAAUUCAGCGCCUAUUCCCGAUGUCACUGCGCCCAUCUUAAGCCUUGAUCUAAACAAUACAAUCUCGACCGCCGCCACACCAUUACCAUUACCACUACCGAGUAUCAAUGAACACCCUGCCGCCGCCUCCUUCCUACAGCUUAAGCCACGCAUCAUAGACCAAAAUCAUCAUCAUCAUCAUCAUCAACAAAAACACCAACUUCAACAUCGCGAUAAUAUCAACGACAAUAAUAACGAUAACGACAACGAAAAUAAUACUACUGACAACAACACAAACGAUUAUCUCCAUCUACCUAUAUCUUCUAGCCGCGCUCUAUCACCUUCAAUACCCUUGUCUCGACCUACAGGGCCGCCAAGACGACAGAGCAUUCUCCCGAGCCUCCAAACUACCUUGAUCAAAACUCUCCUCCACACAGGCAACGCAGGCAACACAGGCAACACAGGCAACGCAGGCUAUGCCAGCAGCGAAGUAGGUCAAGGCGAAGUCGAUCAACUUCUACCUAUUAGCGGAAAUAUGGUUACCAGAAAAGUAUGGGUUAAAAGGCCGCUGGCCUCUCCUACAUUGAUCACCAUAAAUGAGGAGGAUUUAGUUGACGAUGUUCGCGAUAUGAUCUUGCGAAAAUAUGCAAAUUCCCUAGGGCGCCAAUACGACUCCCCGGACCUAACGCUUCGUAUAUGUGAUAGGGAACAACAGACGAGUAGAACUCUACAACCAGACGAGCCCAUGGGUAGGACUCUCGAUGCCUACUAUCCUGGUGGCCAGUCCGUCGACGACGCCCUCUUAAUCGAUAUACCAAGCCGUCGAACGCCUAAAGCGUCUCCGAAUCCUAGAUACUACGCCGACGACCGGCCUCACGAAUCCGCAACUGAUUAUUUUCCACCUUAUCCUCCUGCGGCUCAACACGCGAAUAACGCCUCGACAACAGUUCUCAACGGCACUCACCAACUUCACUUUCCUCCCUCUUUAACCGUUAUCAAUGGGGGCCAGCUACCGCCGUUACCGUCUCCCGGCGGGACGAGACGACUCGGAGCUUCAAGACCUAAAAUCCAGAGGAUGCACACUGCAUCACCGGUUUCUACCGUUCCGAGCGGUCUUGCUUCGCAACCCGCAGCGCCGCCUAUCGGUAUGCACAAUUACCCAAGACAACCGCGCUCAAGGACUCAUUCAGGUGCAUCUUCAGAACAAUCCAAUCACCCGCCUGCCGCUCCCGCGAUCCCGACUCCCCCCAUCCCAGAACGCACCGCCACUCCGCCUCCGCCUCCGCGCGUCUCCUCGCCGCGACUCGUCAACCGGCCUAAGAAGAAGAAACCUAUCGAACACCCUCUGCUGCCACCGGGCAUGCUGAAUGGCGGCGUCCCGCCUAUUAACGUCCUCAUCGUCGAAGACAACAUCAUCAAUCUAAAGUUGCUAGAAGCCUUCGUUAAGCGAUUAAAAGUCAGGUGGCAGACAGCCAUGAACGGUAGAGAGGCAGUGAAUAAAUGGCGCGCCGGCGGGUUCCAUUUGGUUCUGAUGGAUAUUCAAUUACCCGUCAUGAGCGGUCUCGAGGCCACCCGCGAGAUUAGGAGAAUAGAGAAGGUCAACUCGAUCGGCGUGUUCUCCUCGUCCGCCAGCAGCCCUCCAGACGAGAUUAAGGCAGAACCUGCAGAGGAAGAUAAGCUCGUCAACACGGAGAUGUUUAAGAGUCCCGUCAUCAUCGUCGCUCUUACGGCCAGCUCCCUACAGAGCGACAGACAUGAGGCCUUGGCUGCUGGUUGUAACGAUUUCCUAACCAAGCCCGUCAACUUCGUCUGGCUCGAGCGGAAGGUGAUGGAAUGGGGCUGCAUGCAGGCUCUGAUCGACUUUGACGGGUGGAGGAAGUGGAAGGACUUCUCGCAGAAAGCCGUAGAGGACGACUCCAAGAAGGCGGCGGCUGCUAAAAACGCUAAGGCCCCUAAGAAGAACCGGCUGUCGAUGACGGCCGCCGCUUGAGAUUCUGCGCCUUACAUCUCUUGAUCGUGCAGGUCUCCGCGAGGCACACGACACUCUUUUCUAUUUUUAUCUUCUCUCCUUACUACUAUCCUCUGUAUUAUUUCUCGGCGCGCCCUGCCGCACCGCGCCGCGCCGCUACCUAUUACUACGUGGGCACGUAUACGGAAAGUAACUAUAGUUAACUAUAUUCUACCUAUAUUGGAAGGACAGAGGUACAGAAAGAGGGAGAAAGAGAGCGUGUACCAUUCUUCUUAUUAUCAUCACCUACUAUCUAUCUAUCUAGCUGAACUGGCGCUGGUGCGGGAUUUUGGGAUUUACGAGGCCAUGGCCAAGGUACACGGAUGAGGCAAUGAAAACGAAUCUUUGGCGGAAAAGGGGGGUUAGGACUGGUAAACGUGUUCAGUCAGAAUGAAUGAUACCACAUUGCGUAUGUACAUUACGCACAACGUAACUUCUCGGGUCCGUCUAUAGGUUUUUUUUCUAGGUAGUUUUCUGGCUGCUAUUAUGCAUCUGUGUUUCGUGAUUUACUUACUGGAAUAACGGCUUGUUUGCUAUACCCCCCCAUUCUACGGCCUUUCGUAUAAGCAAGGUAAAUCCUAGCCGUCUCGACAAGUAUUUUAUUGUAUUCACAAACAUACCUCUCACACAAGCAAGUA